Molecule: messenger RNA, 297 nt
Organism: Myotis lucifugus (little brown bat)
Lineage: Eukaryota; Metazoa; Chordata; Mammalia; Chiroptera; Vespertilionidae
Gene: SPINT4
Product: serine peptidase inhibitor, Kunitz type 4
Exons: 2
Coding region: 1-297 (98 amino acids)
Molecular function (GO): serine-type endopeptidase inhibitor activity
Source: RefSeq, a predicted model, not a curated record
AUGAAGCCUGCUGAGUUGAGAUUUCUUCUAGAGCUCUUCGUCUUCAUCUUACUGGCUACCCCAUUCAUGGGUGGUGUUGUUAGACUUACUGAGCGGAUAUGUGGAGAUCUCAAAGAUCCCUGCUUUAUGGACCUGAAACCUGGCAGCUGCUAUGAAAUCCACUUUAAAUAUUUCUACAACUACACCUCCAAAAGAUGUCAAAGUUUCAUCUUCUCUGGCUGUGAUGGCAACCUUAACAACUACAAUCUUAAAAUAGAUUGUCAAAUAGCCUGUGAGGAAGAGUACAAAGUACCGUAA